Molecule: messenger RNA, 1411 nt
Organism: Blepharisma stoltei
Lineage: Eukaryota; Ciliophora; Heterotrichea; Heterotrichida; Blepharismidae
Source: the annotation of a GenBank genome assembly
AUGGUUCAAUGGUCUGCUCUUAACUUCCAAGCUCUUGAAGAAGCAGAAAAGAAGCUGAUUUCUUUGUCAGGAGUCAAUAUUACCACACAGAGGAUAUAGAAAUUUCCCAUAGAUGGCGCUGUUUGCCCUUGAUUUGCCCACUGGGGAAAUUUUUUGGUUCGACCAGUACCAUAUGGUUUGGUCAAACCAAAAAAAUUUCCUCAUGGGCAAAUCAAGGGUAAGCAACGCCAUCUAUGGGAAAUUUCUAUACCUAUUAAUGAAUAUCAUUCAAUUUAUUGCCUUAUGGCCGGUGAAUCAUCUAAUCCACCAUUAGUUCUCCUUCAUGGCUAUCUUGGAAUGGGGAUGAUGUUUUUCAAAAUCUUAAGGCAUUUGGCCCUUCAUUAUCGAGUUUACUGCUUAGACCUUCUUGGAAUGGGAAGAUCAAGCAGGCCAAACUUCACAGCUAAAGGUCACAAAGAAAGUGAAGAAUUUUUUACAAAACCAUUAGAAGUAUGCAGGCAAUAUUUAGGCCUAGAAAAAAUGAUACUAUGUGGACAUUCUUUUGGAGGCUAUAUUGCUGGAUGCUAUACAGAAGAGCACCCUGAUAGGGUUGAAAAAUUAAUUUUGAUAUCUCCUGCUGGAGUUUCUAAAGUUAAAGAAAAUGAACCUGUUAAAAAACUUACUCUCCUCUCAGUGAGUACAAAACAAUUUUAUUCGCUCAUAACUUUUUUUCAAAAUUUAAAUAAAUUAUAAAAUUUAUUUUUUUAAAGUGCAGUUUGUUAAAAUUAAACAGAAAUAGCUAGAGAUUUCAUUAUACUAAUAAUCAUUUAUAUAUCAAAAUGUUUUUUCAUAAAAAAUUUGUAUAAAUAAAUUUUUAUUUGCUUACUGAGGGUGUUUUACCCAAAAAAUAAGGAUUUUUCCAAUGGUUUUGUUCGCUCACGGAGAGAGAGUUAGCUUCUUCCAAAAUCUACUUCAUAAAUUUUCUCAUUAUUUAUGAAGGAAAAAUAUAACUCCUGCAACAAUUUUAAGAAAAAUAGGUCCAUUUGGAAAGAAGUUUGUAAAUCAUUAUUUGACUGGGUCUUUCAGAGGAUGGAAAGAAGAAGAGCUAGCGUUAGUGAAGAUUUAUUUUCAGCAGGUAAAUUUAUGCCCUGGAAGUGGAGAGCAUGCAUUGCCAGAAAUUUUGAGAGAAUUUCAAUAUGCCUAUUCGCCACUAUGCGAUAGAUUGAAAAAUGUCCCAAUUCUUUUCCUUUAUGGAGACACAGACUGGAUGAAAAUAGAUGGAGCACAUCAAAACAAAGAAAUAAACUCACAAAAUGUUGUUAUUGAAAUUGUUUCUAAUGCAGGGCAUCAACUUUAUUUUGAUAAUCCAAAAGAAACUGCUGAAAAAAUAUUCUCUGGGCUUGCAAAAUUGGAUGAAGUACAAACAGCUUAG